Molecule: messenger RNA, 1109 nt
Organism: [Torrubiella] hemipterigena
Lineage: Eukaryota; Fungi; Ascomycota; Sordariomycetes; Hypocreales; Clavicipitaceae
Source: the annotation of a GenBank genome assembly
CCUAAAUCUCACGAAUAUGUAGUGUUACCAACUUAUCGGUGUCAUUUAGCGUGCGCAUACUGUUUGCAUACAUUCUCCGCUACCUCCUUUGUGUCAUCAUGUCAACUACGAGCCCAUCGGCUUUUAGCGGCGGACCACACCGUGUAAGUCGCGGCUGUGAUUCCCGCACCACCGCCAAACUACCCACAGGCCCACGCAUCCAUUUAUAUUACAUGCACGAUGCUACUCCCCAGCCGACUAUUGAGAGACUAAGGGGGGUCUUAGUCUUGACUUGGUAGCCCUACCGAACGGGGUCAGCGCGGAAAUGCGAUGAUCGUAGGGUGUCAAGGCUUUGCAGAUUCGCAAAGCUAACCCUUCUUGGGAUUAAUAUCGAAGCUAUACAUGUUUCCUUUACUGCAUGAGCAAGAUUCUGAAUGAGUGCAUGCAUACAUGCAUACGUGACCCAGAUCGACGUAUAUAACCCCUCUUGAAGAUUCUGACAUAUCUCGAUACAGGAUGGAUCAUCAUCCUUCAUCAUGACCGUUCCAACCACUACCGAUCUAGCACUUGACUCUGGCAAUGGCACCGUCAUUCGUAAAAUUCUGACCACACCUCUUCGAGAUGCUCUCACUUCAGAGAUACCAGUCAUCGAUGUUGCUGAUAUCUUUCACCCUGACGAGUCUAAGCGGAGAGCUGUCGCUGAUGAGGUCAAAACGGCAGCCGUCAACACCGGCUUCUUCUAUAUCAAGAACCAUGGCGUUGACGAGGAGGUAGUCGAAGCCGCACACGAAAACAUGACCAAGUUCUUUCGACAAGAUCUGGAGACGAAAUCCAAGGUCGACAAGAUCUGGAGACGAAAUCCAAGGUCGACAGCCGCAAGAUCUCAGAACAGGCCUUUGGGUACAAGCCUUCCCAGUCACAGGCGCUCAACUAUGCCGAGGGUGCUGAGGAGCGUGAAGCAUUCUACUGGCGCCACGAAAUUGAGUCUGAUAACAACACUCCUAGUUACUACAAAGCUAGACUCAAGGCUGAACAGUUCCGAGCUAAGCACGGCGAUGAUGUUUUGCCUGGUGUGUGUGGCAGUUUGGACGUCUACUCUCAGCAGCUGUAUACACUUGCAAAGGCUCUGA